Messenger RNA from Daucus carota subsp. sativus, 2221 nucleotides. Its product is annotated as protein NRT1/ PTR FAMILY 1.1. Gene Ontology annotation, molecular function: transmembrane transporter activity. The record is from RefSeq and is a predicted model, not a curated record. Gene Ontology annotation, biological process: oligopeptide transport; transmembrane transport. Bases 230 to 2014 code for a protein of 594 amino acids. Lineage: Eukaryota; Viridiplantae; Streptophyta; Magnoliopsida; Apiales; Apiaceae. The transcript is spliced from 4 exons. Gene Ontology annotation, cellular component: plasma membrane.
AAAAGACAAUGUUCAGCUGCCGAAACCGUAAUAUUUGAAGAAACAACUAACUACUAGCAAAAGAACAAAGCUUGUAGUUGUCAAUGGUAAAUAUUCUCAUUCUUUACGCACAAGUCCAAAUCACAGACUACCUAGUUAUUUAAGAAGGAGAGAUUGGCUCUUACCUUUCCACUGCUACAAGUAAAGAUUCAGUUCUGCAGAACAAGGUAAGCAACCAUAAAGCUCUGAAAUGGACAAGUCGGAUCAGAUAAAUGGGCUCAAGCAAGAUGCACCAAAGCGUCAAAAGGGUGGCCUGGUUACCAUGCCCUUCAUCAUAGCAAACGAGGCAUUUGAGAGACUUGCAAGCUAUGGGCUUACACCAAACAUGAUACAGUAUCUUGUUCGAGAUUACCAUAUGAGUCUAACAGAGGGCCAGAACAUACUAUUAUACUGGAAUGCAGCUAGUAAUAUCUUGCCCCUGAUUGGAGCAUUUGUCGCUGAUUCUUAUCUGGGUCGGUUUGUCACUAUAAUCAUCGGUUCUGUCUUCAGUCUCCUGGGUAUGAUUGUUAUGUGGUUAACUACCAUGCUGCCAGCAACAAAGCCCGAUACCAACUGCCAGACUUGUAAACCAUCAGGGCUACAAUACUUGGUCUUACUGUCAUCUUUUGUUCUCAUGUCAAUUGGAGCAGGUGGCAUUAGGCCUUGUUCAUUAGCUUUCGGUGCUGAUCAAUUAGACAAGAAAGAUAAUCCCAAAAAUAAGAGCAUAUUAGAGCGGUUCUUCGGAUGGUAUUAUGCAUCUGCAGCUCUUUCAGUGAUUAUUGCCAUGUCAGUUGUGGUAUACAUUCAAGAUCACAAAGGAUAUAGACUAGGAUUUGGGAUUCCAGUAAUUCUCAUGUUCCUUUCUGCUACUCUUUUUUUGCUCGCAUCUUCAAUGUAUGUGAAGCAAACAGUCAAGACAAGUUUGUUCACUAGCUUUGCACAAGUAAUUGUGGUUCUCUAUAAGAACAGAAAUCUCUCUCUACCUCCUCAAGAUUCGGAUGCAUGGUAUAGUAAAAAAGACUCAGUUCUCCGCAUGCCAAGUAGCAGACUAAGGUUCAUGAACAAAGCUUGCAUCAUUAGGAAUAAAGAAGACAUAGCGCCGGAUGGAAUGGCUAUAAACCCAUGGAACAUUUGCACUGUAGAUCAAGUUGAGGAACUCAAGAUAAUUGUUAGAGUCUUGCCAAUAUGGUCUACAUCGAUAAUGAUUGCAAUAAACUUAAACCAGGGUUCAUUUGGAUAUUAUCAAGCACUGUCCAUGAAUAGGCAGCUCGCUGGAGACUUCAAAAUUCCACCAGGCUCCUUUGGUUUGUUCACAGUGGGGGCUUUGUUUAUAUGGAUUACGGUAUAUGAUCGCAUCUUACUUCCUUUAGCGUCCAAGUUCAGAGGAAAACCAGUUCAUAUUGGUGUAAAAGAAAGAAUGGGGAUGGGGUUGGUUUUAUCUUUCUUUGCUAUGAUAGUUUCAGCAAUCGUCGAGCACAUUAGGCGAAGAAGAGCAAUUGAACAAGGAUUAUUAUCAAAUCCAAGUGGUGUAGUCAAUAUGUCUGCAUAUUGGCUUGUUCCUCAACAUGCAUUGAGUGGAUUAGCUGAGGCUUUCAAUGCAAUAGGCCAAAUGGAAUUUUACUAUUCUGAAUUCCCCAAGAAUAUGUCUAGCAUUGCAUCAUGUUUACUCGGUUUGGGAAUGGGGGUAGCCAGUUUGCUAGCUAGUUUAAUUUUGAGCACUGUAGAUGCUGCUACAAGCAAAGGUGGAAAGCAGAGUUGGAUUCAAAAGGACAUUAACAGAGGCCAUUUCGAAAGUUACUAUUGGCUACUUGCUGUUCUGGGCUUCAUCAACAUACUCUACUAUAUAGUCUGUAGUCGGGUUUAUGGACCUUGUGUUGAACAAAAGAAUGGAGUUCGUCGCGAGAAUGUUGAUGAUUUUGCUACUCCAGGACAAGAAUUAUUAAAGAGAAAUCCGGCUCAAAUUACUGAUGAAGGCAAUAUUGCUAAAGAACCAUAAAGAACCAAAGCAUUUCCAAAGAACCAAAGCACUCUCACCGGCUUGAUGUACUGUAUAGUUUGCGGCCUGUUACAUAUUGCAAAGGUUCUUAGCACUUUUACUUCUUGCUGUAUCAUAUUUCUUGUAUUCACCCAUGGAUAAGUGCAAAAUUAUGUGCCAUCCCAGAAUAUUAGAUCAUAAUAGUAAUAAUAAGCAUGGUUUAUCAUA